AUGGCCUAUGCUGAGGAAGACAGAAAUAGCUACGAGGUGUAUAAGGAAACAGCGGAUUGGUUACGCGCCCGUACCGUCCAGCGCCCAAAGACCGCCAUCAUCUGCGGAUCCGGACUGGGAGGUCUGGCCGAUGUGUUGGAUAACAAGACAGUCUUUCCGUAUGAGGACAUCCCUCAUUUCCCACGGAGCACAGUUGCGGGGCACGUUGGCAGAUUGGUGUUUGGGGAGCUGAAUGGACAGCCCUGCGUGUGUAUGCAGGGACGCUUCCACUGUUACGAAGGAUACUCUGUCGGCACGGUCACCUUUCCCAUCAGGGUCUUCUUUCUCCUGGGGGUGGAGAUCUUGAUUGUCACAAAUGCUGCUGGGGGGCUGAAUCCCCACUUCCAAGUGGGGGACAUCAUGUUCAUAAGGGACCACAUCAGCAUGUUUGGCUUAGGAGGGCAGAAUCCACUGCGUGGACCAAACGAUGAGAGGUUUGGAGUGAGGUUUCCCUGCAUGUCAGAUGCUUAUGAACAAGAUCUGCUCGGCCUGGCGAUGGAGAGCGCGCAGGAGCUGGGCUUUCUGAGCUUCAUCCGAGAAGGAGUGUACUGUCUGCUGGCCGGUCCCUGCUAUGAAACCAUUGCCGAGUGCCGUGUGCUGCAGGCGCUGGGAGCGGAUGCUGUAGGGAAGCUGGGCAUGAGCACUGUCCCAGAAGUGAUUGUAGCCAGGCAUUGUGGCCUCCGAGUCCUUGGGAUCUCCCUCAUCACCAACAAAGUGGUGAUGAGCUACAACAGUCAAGAGAAAGCCAACCACGAGGAAGUGCUGCGCGUCUCGGUGGUCCGGGCUGAAGCCCUGCAGAAAUUGGUCACUCAUCUCCUUGGCAAGCUGGGGGAAAGCACAAACUCUCCGUGA
Pygoscelis adeliae (Adelie penguin) is the source of this 891-nucleotide messenger RNA. RefSeq names its product purine nucleoside phosphorylase (gene PNP). Lineage: Eukaryota; Metazoa; Chordata; Aves; Sphenisciformes; Spheniscidae. The transcript has 6 exons. Gene Ontology annotation, cellular component: cytoplasm. The record is from RefSeq and is a predicted model, not a curated record. Gene Ontology annotation, biological process: nucleoside metabolic process. Gene Ontology annotation, molecular function: purine-nucleoside phosphorylase activity. The coding region runs from base 1 to 891 and encodes 296 amino acids.